Molecule: messenger RNA, 5113 nt
Organism: Mytilus californianus (California mussel)
Lineage: Eukaryota; Metazoa; Mollusca; Bivalvia; Mytilida; Mytilidae
Exons: 2
Coding region: 504-2900 (798 amino acids)
Molecular function (GO): protein binding
Source: RefSeq, a predicted model, not a curated record
CAUGUAGAUUAAAAUACUAAGUAGAGACAAGAUAAUAUAGUAUGUAACGAGUUAAUCGCACUGAACGAGAAAGAAAUUGAAAGCGUAACAUGUGACCUAGUAUAACAUAAGUCUUUAUUAUGUUGCAGAUGUAUCUGCAUAAUAUUGCAUAUCUUUUUAAUGGAAAACAAAAAUUAUAAUCAAAACAAACAGCGUCAAAUAUAACUCAGUUCGAAAAAGAAAAAAAAAUCAAUUCUCUUGAAAAAUCGUGUUUAAGAUGGAAUGCGGAGGUUGUCAUUCGCUGGGAAUUACUUAACGACGAGACUCUGCAGGAAUAGCAGAUUUCCAGUGAAGAACGGCAGUGUCAGAAUUUUCAGUGUGGCACACGGAUUUUAUUGUUUAUUUUAAACUUAUCGUCAAAACUCCAUUUUGAAUAUUGGUAGUUCACCUUUCCGGGAACAUCCAUCUUCUCAACGUCGGAGUUAUUAAAAUUGUAUAAAAUUUGUGCGGCAGCAAUCAAGAUUAUGAAAAGGAAAGCAAAAAUUCGAAAGACAACCAUGUUAGUUUUCGGAUUAUACGAAGGAGAGCGAUGCUCUCUAGAUGUUCCCAUAGGAACGUUAGUUGGUAAUGUGAAAAAAUUGUUUCAGGCUAAAUUUAAUAUUUACAUUGAUGAGUUGAAUAAGAAGGAUCGGAAUAUCCUGGUUCUUCAUUAUGGCGGAGCAGAUUUGGAGGAAUCUUGGUGUUUUACUGAUCUCGGUAUUCCCGCGGGUUCUACUAUCAGAGUAAUCAUAAAAGAAGAAGUGAAGCCCGUGUUAUUCAUCUACUGUACGUACAACGAUGAAAAUAUCGAAAUUAUUGAUAAAGAUUUGUCUGUACCGUUACUGAAAAUUGAGGAUCUGCGCACGCUCUGUGCUAAGAAAUCAGGACUUCCGGUAUCAGUAUUCCGUCUCGUUUAUAACAAGAAAGAACUGUAUGAUGACCACCAGCUCUUCGACUAUGGUGUAGAGGCUGGACAAACGAUUCGAUUAGAAAACUGGGAUGGAUGGAAUGAAUUUAUAAAUCUUUGUAUAAUGGGAUUUACUCCUCAAGUGAUAGCACAAAUAUCAACGGAAGAAGUCAUAGCUCGAUUUCAAAUGAAAGUGGCAUUAUUUAUUGCGGCACAUUAUGGAAACGUAGAUUUAGCUAGAUCGCUUAUAAAGCAAGGCAUCCGUGCAGAUGAACAAAUCGGCGAACAUCCCCUCCGACAAUGGAUGAGAAUGGAACCACAUAUCGAAACAAAGAAAGCACCUGUGCACGAAGCAACUGAAAAUAAUCAACUUGGUGUUUUGCGAUUAAUGGUUAAUCACGAUAUCACUUGCGUCAUGGCUAAAAAUGGAAACGACCUUGCGCCACUCAAUAUCGCUUUGCGUCAAAAAGUUAAACCGUGCGCCUCGUUUCUAUUAACAAGGCAAUGGUCAAAGGUUUCUGUUGGUAAAUUUGGUGCAUUAUCUGUUCAGACUUUAAGUAAAGUCAAAGAAUGGGCUACCAUUGCAAAAGAAAGAUGUUUCGCAAAGUAUGGAACGACAAGAUCAUCUUUGAAGAAAAAAUCCUUUACCAGUGGACCACUGGUCAGUUUUGGUAUACCCGUCGUCAAUGGCGUGACUGACAGUCCAAUGACAGGAAAACCUCGAUCAGAACUCGGAAGCAUUCGUAAGAAAUCGCUGUCUGUAUUUCAGGAUGUAUAUGGAAUCAACAAGGAAGAUCCAGAACAAUACUUUAAACAGAUGUCGGCAGUAACAAACUAUAAAAACAUGAAACUACAGAAAAACACCAAGUGGGGCAAUAUUCUGGAUAGAACUGAUAUGGGGACCAGAUUUAUCACCGGUAUCAAAUCUACUAUAGAAGAAUCAGAAGACGAGGGAUCUGCUUUACCGAAAAAGCCUGGUUCUACAUUAGGCAAAAUUAUUGGUGCAAAACAGAGGACAUUAGAGUCAAUAAGUUCAAACAAUGAAGCUAAUGGACCUCCAGGCUCUGUUAUAAGUCGUGCAAGACGAGGUACAGUUACAAGCAUUUCGGAAGACGAUUCAGAACCCACAAAACCGUUGAAAACAGGAAUAUUAGGCAAACUAAAGGGUGUUCUUGAAGCUCCAAUCAUAGACGAAUCAAAUGAAAGAUCCAUUAGAACUCCAGCCAAGCCAGCAUUCAGAAGUAAACAACUCUUAUCAAGAGACCAGACUAUAGAGCAAACUGAGGAAACAGCAAAGAAGCCGGAUCAACCUGAAAAGUUGAAACUUGAAGAUAAGGAAACUGAAAGCAAGGGAACUAUAUUGAAGCUUCCCGCAAUUAUAAAACGCAAGGAUCAACAGACUACAUCUGAUGACAAUGUGUUUACAGAUAAUACAACAGAUGUCAAAGAAAACAACCCGCCCAAUCUCGGUAUGAAGAACCCUAAGAACUUCUUUCAAACUCCAAAUAAAGGAAUAAGUAAAACAUUGUCUAAUUUAAAACUCGAUAAAACAAAAACAUCAACGAUGAUCUCUGAAGUACCAAGAUCCCCUACUCACACCGAAAAAUCAAGUGCCACCACGCAAGAGCGGAAGUCACGUAAGCGGAAGCGACUGACAUCUGCUUUAUUAAUUUCUCAAGCAAAAGCCUCCGAUGGUGCAGUUCCUCUCCCUCUAAUCAGUACUGAAAACAUGAGUCGCCCAUUCUUUUACUGGAACGGAUUACGAGAGGAGGAUUAUGUUCUGCCUUUACUAGAUCAAGUUUCGAAACACAAAGGUGCAACUUCUAGAGACAGGGCUAUCAAAUCUUUGACAAUUGCAAAUUCGUUCAAAGAAAAACCAUGGCUUGCUCAAGUGCGUAUGGCAACAUCUUUAACAUGCCAUUCGUUAAGACGUUCAAUGCUUGGUGAUAUUGAUGAUGACAAUCAAACAAUUUGAAAAUGGAUUAAAUGCAUUUAUGUCGAAUAAGUCAUUGCAUAUCAAUAAUGUUUGCAUGAAUCCUUAUUAAUAAUGUGUCAAUAAUAGUAUUAUAUUUUUAUUAUUGAUGCAAAAGAGAUGAACAUUUAAUGAAGUUACAAUAAUCAGAUAAGUAAAGAAGGCAAUUCAUAAGAUGUACUUUGAUUCAACGAUAGAGCGCAUUUAGCAGUAAAACGACUCAUUCCGGUAUUCAUCCACUGUCUGACAGCCUAUUUGGGACUUUUUGUUAACGGGAUGGGGAAGUCAAUAUAAAAAUAUAUUUGGGUAUCAUAUUGAUCCUUGUCGCCAAUAUUUUGUUUUCCUUAAAAAGGAAAAUGGUAAAAUGGCAUAUUUUAGUAAAUGUCAUGAAAUACUAUUGCACCGAAUUUGUAUUUGUAGGGGAUAAUUUUUAAAUUUCUUUGAAAACAAAAAAAAAAACAAAUUGCUUUUACAGUCCUUAUUUGGGUUUGCAUUUGAGGUUUUUUUAAAAGAAUAAUGACUCAGACCCAUCCUAUCCAUCCCCCCCCCCCACAAUAGAGGAAUGUAACAUUAGGCGUCAUUCUUCCGAAUUAUGUAAAAUUAACAAUUAAGAUAAAUUUUAAAGGGGAGAUAAUUAAAAAAGAACGAAUUCAGUUGAUCAUUUUUUAACUACUUUUAUAAAAUGGUGAGUAUUAAAUCAAAAGUAUUUUAAAUAAGUUUUAAUUUUUUUUAAAUAUAAUGUUUACUGUAAUGCAGUCAUAAAGUACUAAAUGUGUAAGGAUAGAGAUACGAAUAUAUUUAUUUAUAAAUCUUCAAUAUGUGGAGGUAAGAAAGGGAGGAGGAGGGGAUUGUAAAAUUUUAAUAUUUACCUUCGAAAUGUCUAAGCAAAAAUCUUUUCCUUCUCUCUUCGAAUAAAAGGAGAUUUGGGCUAUACAUCAAUAAGACAGAAACCUAGCGGUAGAUAACGUGCUCAGUUUACAAUAACGACGCUACGCGCACCACUACUGAAACCAGGAACACGGCACUCUGUCGGGGUACCUGUCUUUUUGUGUGAAUCGAUUCGUAACCAUUAUGUAGAGUGUAAUGUUUUUGUUAAUAUUUUCUACCUUUUGUCUUAAACCUUUUAGGCAAAGUAUUGUUUUUAAAUCGAUUUAUGAAUUUUGAUUGCUGCAUUUGUAUCUUCUUUUUAUUUUCUAUUAUUGUUUUAAUAAAUUAAUUUAUUAAUAUUAUUGAUUUUUGUUCUGUGUCAGUAAUGGUAGUUAAAAAAAAAUAUUUAGAAAGUUGUUUCCCCUUAUUUGGUAGUUUACUGAACAUUUUCCCAAUGUUUAACCCCAGUUGAUAAGACAUCAAACAUAAGAAUGCUAGGACAUGUUGUUUUAUACAGUUUUAGUUAUUUUGCACUGUAAAUUUAAAAAUAAGUUGACUAAUGCAUGAACUAGUUCAAAACAAACAUACAUUUUGCACAUUUUUUGAGAUUUAUUUUUACGUUGACAUCCAUAUUUUGUAAUUUAAAAAUGUAAAAGCUCCCGUCGCUGUAGACAGCAUAAUGCCGAUUUUAUAUGGAAUCAAUUUUAUACCAAAAUUCCUUCUUUUUUUCGGAAUAUAUUUUUGAAGGAAUUACAUAAAUGUAAAGUGGGUUUUAUUCGUUGGUGAAGGCCGUACGGUGACCUAUAGUUGGUAAAUUCUGUGUCAUUUGGUCUCUUGUAGAGAGUUGUCUCAUUGGCAAUCAAACCACAUUUUUUUACUUUUAUAUAGAUGUAGAAAAAAAUCUGGUUUCAACUACCGAACUUUAAUCAGAUAAAGAUAUUUCAUUUAUAUAGACUUUUGUUGAAUAUACUGCUACAUGUACUAAGGGGGUGGGGUGGGGUGGGGGGUGGGGGGGGGGGGGGGUGUUUAACGACCUUGAUUACUCAUGAGCGUCUCGCACGGUCGGUUGUUAUAUAUGAAUAAAGUUCUUAAACGUAGCAGUUUAAGUGUUCCUUUAUGAAUAAGUAUACUUGUUGCUGGAUGAUUUUCUUGUAAUUGUUUUUAUAUUAUUUUUGUAUAAUGUUUAUUUACAGUUGUGUUUUAGUCUUUUUGUUUUAAAUACUUUAAUUUUGUUACUAAAUAUGUGAUAAGAAUAUUUAAAUUUUGAUUUUUUUUAAAUGUAUUUUAAAUACUUAAUGUUGUUACGUGUACUAAUUAUGUGAUAAGAAUAAUAAAUUUUACACAAAUAU